Molecule: messenger RNA, 1313 nt
Organism: Scheffersomyces amazonensis
Lineage: Eukaryota; Fungi; Ascomycota; Pichiomycetes; Serinales; Debaryomycetaceae
Product: alpha/beta fold hydrolase
Exons: 1
Coding region: 284-1216 (310 amino acids)
Molecular function (GO): epoxide hydrolase activity
Source: RefSeq, a predicted model, not a curated record
CGAUGCUCUGCUAUUAACAUAAACAUGCUAUUUACUUAAGAGCAGGUAGAUCGUUGCAUGGCAACUCAGAUGAAUUGAUUUAUUAUUUUAUAAAAUUGUAUUUGUAAUCAUUCCAAGAUUAGUAAGCUUUGGAAAAACGAAAGUUGGUUAGUUUAUGUUUUUUCUGGAAUAUUAAUAUCCUUAUAUAACACCUUCAAAUGAACUUGUCAGGAAUCUUUAUACGAAAAGUAACUAUUAUAUGUCAGUGGUCUUUUAUAUUGAUAGUAUUGAAUCUUAAUUAAUAAUGGGUGUUCCUCAAAUUAAUAAAAAUGUUAUUCCUUUUUAUAAAGAAGAAUUGCUUGAUAAUGGAGUCAAUAUCUUGUAUUUGGAAGCUGGCGAAGCUAGCAAACCUAAGUUAUUACUUUUACAUGGUUUUCCAACUUCAUCUAGACAGUACAAGCAAAUUCUCUUUUUGUUAGCUCCUUACUUUCAUAUAAUUGCUCCUGAUUUACCUGGAUUUGGACAAACUACUACCCCAAAGGGAUAUUCUAUAACUUUCCAGAAUAUAGCUGACUCAAUUGAAUUAUUUUUGGAAGCCAUUAAGUUUGAUGCUUUUGCUGUCUAUGUAUUUGACUAUGGUGCCCCUACUGCCUUCAGAAUUGCUUUGAAAGAAUCAAAAAGAAUUACUGCCAUUAUUACUCAGAAUGGUAAUGCCUAUGUUGAAGGUUUGGGUAAAGACUUCUGGAACAUUUUUCAAAGGGCAUGGCGUCUAACCGAUAUCCAUGAAUUAAAUAAUGAACAAAAGAAGGAGUAUCAAGAAACAUUAAAUAAUAUUAGAAAUGCUUUAUUAGAUUCAGAUUUCUACAAAACUCAGUACUUCGAUGGUGAGAAAGAAAUUUUCAGAGUUGAUCCAGAAGCUCCAUUAAUUGAUUAUCAUGCAUUGAGUGAUUCAGUAAAUGUUCAAAAUCAAUUGGAUCUCGCUCUUGAUUAUAGAAAGAAUGUGGAAUUAUAUCCCAGAUUUCACGAAUUAUUUAGAAAGCUUGAUAUUCCCGUUUUAGCAGUCUGGGGUGCUAAUGACAAUAUUUUCAUUCCAGAUGGAGCUCAUGCUUACAAGAAAGAUUUUAAGAAUGUCAAGGUUGUUGAGCUUGAUGCUGGACAUUUUGCUUCCGUAACUCAUCCAGCAGAGAUUGCCCAAGAAAUUUUAACCUUUUCCUAUGAGAAUGAUAUUCUUCAAUAAAUUUUAGCUAUCUCUUUUAAUUUAAUUAUCUAUUUUAAAUACAUCCAAGUACUUGUUUUCUUAUGGUUUUAAAUAAUAUAUGCCACAUUUAAAUACA